Stylophora pistillata is the source of this 12374-nucleotide messenger RNA. Its product is annotated as dynein axonemal heavy chain 5. Gene Ontology annotation, cellular component: axonemal dynein complex. Gene Ontology annotation, biological process: microtubule-based movement. The record is from RefSeq and is a predicted model, not a curated record. Gene Ontology annotation, molecular function: minus-end-directed microtubule motor activity; ATP binding; dynein intermediate chain binding. NCBI's taxonomy places the organism in Eukaryota, Metazoa, Cnidaria, Anthozoa, Scleractinia, Pocilloporidae.
GUUUUAUCAGGAAGACUGAAUGAGUGCAUUAGACUCAAUGAAGAAUAUCAGAGGUGCUUUCACCGAACCAAACAAAAGCUCAGAGAAAAUCCCAGCGAGAGACAGUUUGAAUUCAGUGAGAAUUACAUUUUUGGAAAAUUUGAUGCAUUUUGCAAGAGGCUGGAAAAGAUUAAUGACAUGUUGAACACAAUGGAGACUUUUGCCAAUGUCAAUAACAUCAAAAUUGAGGGCAUGGAGACAAUGAUUGUUCGUUACAACUCUAUUGUGACAAGUGUAAAGAAGAAAGGUUAUGAUCUGCUGGACCACAGAAAAGGAGAGUUUGACAUUGAUUAUGAAGAAUUCAAACAAAGCAUUGAGGGACUUAAACAACAGCUUCAGAUGUUUGUAGACUCCUGGUUUGAGAAACCUCUAUCUACCCUUCGGGCUCUUGAACUCCUGCAAAAAUUCCAAAAUAUUGGAGGAGUUCAGUUGUAUCUUCAUGACAAGUACCAGAGGAUUUUGUUGCAGUAUGGAAGGGACCUUGAGACAUGCAAAAAGCUGUAUCAAAAGCAGAAAAAUGAUCCACCCAUUCUUCGAAAUCUUCCACCAGUUGCAGGUAAAAUAACAUGGGCCCGACAGCUUUUUAGGAGAAUUCAUGAGCCAAUGAAGGUGUUCAAGACAUAUCCAGAAAUCUUAAAGGGAGAGGAUGCAAAGAGAAUAAUUCGCAAUUACAACAAGAAUGCGGCUGUGCUGGUGGAAUUUGAGUUGCUGUAUCAUCGUGGAUGGUUCAAAGCAGUUGAAGCUGCCAGGAGUGGAUUAAAUGCAUCACUGCUUGUGCGGCACCCAGAAACUAAGAAACUCUUCGUGAACUUUGAUCCACAAAUCCUUGAGUUGAUUCAGGAGGCCAAAUGUAUGGGGAGGCUAAACCUCGAGAUACCAGAGGCCGCGCAAGUUAUGUGUAUGAAAGAGGAACAAUUCAAAACUUGCAACAACAGGCUUCAAGAGGUUUUAAAGGAAUACGACUCAGUCGUCACAGGGAUCCCAGAAAAUGUGUUACCUCUGAUGAAGCCAUUCACCGACCGUGUUGACGAAACGAUCAAACCAGGAUUGACCAUGUUGAACUGGACUUCUCUAAAUGUUCAUUCUUAUAUCAACAGCAUUCAAAAGUCAGUGAAGGGACUUGAAAUUCUUACUAAAGGGGUGAAAGACAUGCUUGAUUGCCGAAUAGAAGCAGUUUUGCAAGAUAUUGAGUUGACACGGCUGUGUGAUCUGCCAGAAGAUGAAGCUGUUACUGUAGAAGAUUUUGUUGCUGUUACUGAGAAAACAUGCCAAGAGUCUGCCGAAUCUCUGUCCAAGUACAACCAUCUUGUAGAGUCAUCAGUAAACAUCCUGCUUCAAACUCUUAAAGACAACUUGAGGCCGAAUGAAUUGACAGGCCUUGAUAAAGAAAACUAUCCCUGUUUGUACCCAGAGUCAAAACAGGCAAAGAAUAAUAAAGGGAACAGGUGCUGGGAGUGCAUGCCUUGCUGCUAUUGGAGCUUGUUCAUCUUUUUCAAUCAAAGAUGCAUUGAAGCUUUGGUUAAAUCGAAAAGACAGUCGUUGGAUGCCAUUAAGAGGCGAAUGCAAGCAGCCAAUAAACACAGCAAGGAUUCAUCGAACACAGAUGCUAAGUCACCAGCAUUGUUUAAGGCUGACAUUGUGCUGGAGAUCCCAUCAAUUGUAAUGAAGCCCAGCUUAGAUGACAUCCAGCAAGCCCUAAACAAAACAGUACAGAUUAUGCUGAAAACAACUCAGAAUGUCUACGAAUGGAAACAGCACGGAGUCAUCCAUCAACCUCCAAUCAUUGUUGCCGAAGAAGGAAAAGUUCUUCCGCCUUUGGCGCCAAAGUCUCUUUACAAGCUGGUGUCUGAACACAAAGACGUGACAAAGGUGGUCAUUACUCUGAGUUCAGUUGUAAGCUCAUUAAAAAUGGAUGCCACGAAGAUUUUGGAAGAGAUGGACCAAUUCAAAGAGCUCUGGAACCAGGAUCCCAACACCAAAGUGAAGGAGUUCAUGGAAUCCAAACCGUUGUUAUCAGACUUUGAUGCCCAAAUCAAAUAUUACCAGCGCCUAGAGACUCAAAUUGAAGAACUUCCUGGGAGUUAUCACAUUGGUCCUGUUGAAUAUCUUACAGACAGAAUCAAAGAGGCUUUGGUCACAGAAACCAAGGCGUGGAAGCAGGCAUUCGGGAAAGCAAUGGCAGAGAAGGCAAGUGCAGACAUGGAAGAAAUCUUCCUGUUCAUUGACAACCUCAACAAGCGACUAGCUCGUGGGAUUAAGGAUCUUGAUGAUGUAAGAAGCAGUAUGGCCGCUCUCAGUGAGAUCCGAGAAUCGGAAAUAAGGAUCGACAUGACAAUCGGUCCAAUCGAGGAAUCAUUUGCCAUGAUGAAUCGUUACGGGUUGGUCUAUUCGAGCAGUGAUGCUGAAAGAGUUGAUGGUCUCACUUACGCGUGGCGUAAAUUACAUGCACAGGCUGGUACUGUGGCGAGUCACCUGCUGCAGAUCCAGCCCACAUUUAAGUCGGAUCUCUUGGAUGGUGUGGAAAAGUUCAAAGUGAUGGUUACAACGUUUGUUCAGGAAUACAACGAAAAAGGCCCUAUGGUUUCUGGAAUUCCACCAAGGGAAGCCAGCGAUCGCCUGGGAAUUUUCCAAGCUCGGUUUGAUGAGCUUUGGAGAAAAUAUGAAACAUACUCGGGUGGCGAGGAGCUCUUUGGUUUGACUGUCACUGAAUAUCCGAACUUGCAGAGAAUCCGAAAAGAACUGGGACUUCUUCAGAAGCUUUACAACUUAUACAACGCUGUCAUUGAGAACGUGAACGGCUACUAUGAUAUCCUGUGGCAAGAAAUUGACAUUGAAAAGAUCAACAAUGAACUGCUGGAAUAUCAGAACAGGAUUCGUAAACUUCCCAAAGCUCUGAAGGAGUGGCAAGCCUUUCUGGAUCUGAAGAAGACCAUUGAUGAUUUCAGCGAGUGUUGUCCCCUUCUUGAGAUGAUGGCACACAAGGCUAUGAAACAGAGACAUUGGGAAAGAAUUUCAACCAUUACUGGUGUCACACUGGACGUGGAGUCGGAAACGUUUCAGUUGAGACAACUAAUGAGUGCACCUCUGUUACCAAACAAAGAAGACAUCGAGGAUGUUUGCAUUGCGGCCGUUAAAGAGCGUGACAUUGACUUUAAGUUGAAGGGUGUCGUGACUGAAUGGAGCACGCAAGUGUUUGCGUUCUCAAACUUCAAGAAUCGUGGCGAGCUGCUCCUCAAAGGAGCCGAUACGUCUGACAUUGUAUCCUUAAUGGAGGACAGUUUGAUGAUCCUUGGUUCUCUUUUAAGCAACAGGUACAAUGCUCCAUUCAAAGCUGAAAUCCAAAAGUGGGUGGCAAAACUAACGGGAUCCACGGACAUUAUCGAGAACUGGCUUGUGGUGCAGAACUUGUGGGUUUACUUGGAGGCAGUGUUUGUUGGUGGAGACAUCGCCAAACAAUUACCUCAGGAAGCAAAACGUUUCAGUCAGAUUGACAAAUCAUGGGUCAAGAUUAUGAGUCGAGCGCACGAGAACUCCAACGUAGUGCAGUGCUGCAUGGGUGAUGACACACUUGGACAACUGCUUCCACACAUUUUGGAACAACUUGAGAUUUGUCAGAAAUCUCUGAGCGGCUACCUUGAAAAGAAGCGACUUGUGUUCCCACGCUUUUUCUUCGUGUCCGACCCCGCCCUGUUGGAAAUCUUGGGACAGGCCAGCGACUCUCAUACCAUUCAGGCUCAUCUGCUGGGAGUGUUCGACAACGUGAAAACUGUCACGUUCCACGAAAAGGAAUAUGACAAGAUUCUGGCCAUCAAUUCGCGCGAAGGGGAAUCUGUUACUUUGGAGAACCCGGUUAUGGCUCAGGGCAACGUGGAGGUGUGGCUGAACACACUGUUGAAAGAAUCAGGGACUUCAUUGCAUUCCGUUAUCCGAACUGCUUCGAUCGCUAUCAAGGAUCCUAGUUUUAAGCUCAAAGAUUUCAUGGAUAGUUACCCAGCACAGGUCGGUUUGCUUGGAAUACAGAUGAUUUGGACAAGAGAUGCUGAAGACUCGUUGACUUAUGCUAAAUCCAAUAAAAAGAUCAUGGAUGAACGGAACCAGUUUUUCCUUAACAUGCUGAACGAGUUGAUCGAGGUAACCACGCAGGAACUGACCAAAGUGGAACGAGUCAAGUUCGAAACCCUUGUCACCAUUCAUGUUCAUCAACGAGACAUUUUUGAUGAAUUGUGCCGCAAGAAUAUCAAGGUACCGACAGAUUUUGAAUGGCUGAAACAGUCACGCUUCUACUUCCGCGAGGAGACUGAUGAGUGCGUGGUGUCCAUUACUGAUGUGGAUUUUGUCUAUCAAAAUGAAUUCUUGGGGUGUACCGACAGACUUGUCAUCACGCCUUUGACUGACAGGUGUUACAUCACUCUAGCCCAGGCCCUCGGGAUGUCAAUGGGUGGUGCCCCCGCAGGGCCAGCGGGGACUGGAAAGACAGAGACAACUAAGGACAUGGGGAAAGCUUUGGGUAAAUUUGUCGUCGUUUUCAACUGCUCGGAUCAGAUGGACUACCGUGGUCUGGGUCGAAUCUACAAAGGUUUGGCGCAGUCCGGAAGCUGGGGCUGUUUCGAUGAGUUCAACCGCAUUGAGCUGCCUGUACUGUCCGUGGCCGCUCAACAAAUUCACGUGGUGCUCACGUGCAAGAAAGAGAGGAAAAAAAUGUUCAUUUUCACGGAUGGCGAUGAAGUUGAUAUGGAUCCAGAGUUUGGUAUCUUUUUGACAAUGAACCCAGGCUAUGCCGGUCGCCAAGAGCUGCCUGAAAAUUUGAAGAUCAUGUUCCGUACAGUGGCCAUGAUGGUACCUGACAGACAGAUCAUUAUCCGUGUCAAGCUUGCUGCUAGUGGUUUUAUCAAAAACAUCAACUUGUCCCAGAAAUUCUUCACGUUGUACAAACUGUGCGAGGAACAGCUCACCAAACAGGUGCAUUACGAUUUCGGUCUUCGGAACAUUUUGUCCGUGUUAAGGACUCUUGGAGCAGUGAAGAGAGCCAAUCCUGAGGAUAGCGAAGAUCGUAUUGUGAUGCGAGUGUUACGGGACAUGAAUUUGAGCAAGCUGGUUGACGAAGAUGAACCACUUUUCAUGAGUUUGAUUGAUGACUUGUUCCCAGGCCUCACUCUAGACAAAGCAGGGUACCCGGAUAUUGAACAAGCCAUUGCUGACGCUGUCGAGGAAGUUAAACUUGUCAAUCACGCCCCGUGGACACUCAAACUGAUUCAGCUCUAUGAAACUCAGCGCGUUCGUCAUGGUAUGAUGGCCCUGGGUCCCAGUGGUGCUGGAAAGACCAAGUGUAUAAACAUUCUGAUGAAAGCCAUGACACAGUGUGGGGCACCACACAAAGAGUACCGUAUGAAUCCUAAGGCAAUCACUGCUCCUCAAAUGUUUGGUCGACUGGACGUUUCCACCAAUGACUGGACCGACGGAAUCUUUUCCACGCUUUGGAGACGAACCCUGAGAGCAAAGAAGGGAGAACACAUAUGGAUUGUUUUGGACGGUCCUGUGGACGCUAUCUGGAUUGAAAAUCUGAACAGUGUGUUGGAUGACAACAAAACACUAACCUUGGCUAACGGUGAUCGUAUUCCAAUGGCACCAAACUGCAAGGUUGUGUUCGAACCCCAUAACAUUGACAACGCCUCACCGGCCACAGUUUCAAGAAAUGGUAUGGUUUACAUGAGUUCAUCUGCGCUGGAUUGGAGACCUAUUUUAAAGGGAUGGUUAAACACACGUCCACAACUCGAGGCUGAUAUCCUCUUCUCUCUGUUCGAGAGCGUGUUUGAUGAACUGAGAACAUUUGUUAUCCAAAAUUGUGUACCCAAGAUGGAGGUCCUUGAGUGUAACAACAUCGUUCAAGCCAUGAACAUUCUAGAGGGUUUGAUUCCGGGCGAGGAUGCCCCAAAACAAGUCGAUGCGAGUCAUUUGGAAAAACUGUUCGUGUUUUCUCUCAUGUGGAGUGUCGGAGCACUGCUUGAGCUUGAAGAUCGUAAGAAGAUGGAAGAAUUUUUGAGUGGAAAAGGCAGCCUCAGUUUACCUCCAGCUGAAGGACAAGACACAAUUUUUGAAUACCUGGUGAACGAGGAAGGGGAAUGGGAACAUUGGUCACAAAGAGUUCCAGUCUAUGAGUAUCCGAAGACCACCAUUCCAGAGUAUGCUUCCAUUUUGGUCCCUAAUGUGGACAACACUCGAACUGACUACCUCAUCCACGCUUUGGCCAAACAGGGCAAGGCUGUGCUAUUGAUCGGUGAACAGGGCUCUGCUAAGACAGUCAUGAUGAAGGGUUACUGUAACAAAUAUGACCCAGAACAACAACUCUUUAAAUCGCUCAAUUUUUCUUCCGCGACCACACCCAAUAUGUUCCAGCGAACUAUCGAGAGCUAUGUGGACAAACGAAUGGGAACAACUUACGGCCCUCCAGCAGGAAACAAAAUGACAGUGUUUAUUGAUGACAUCAACAUGCCAAUCAUCAACGAAUGGGGAGACCAAAUUACCAAUGAAAUCGUUCGACAAGUGAUGGAAAUGAGGGGCUUCUACAGUCUUGAUAAACCCGGUGAUUUCACCAGCAUAGUUGACAUUCAGUUUGUGGCAGCCAUGAUUCAACCAGGAGGAGGUCGCAAUGACAUUCCAAGCCGCCUGAAACGUCAGUUUACCAUCUUGAACUGUACUCUUCCUGCAAAUGCUUCGAUUGACAAAAUCUUCAGUUCUAUUGGCGUUGGCUACUUUACCGUCGAACGGGGAUUCCCAGUGGAGCUGCAAAAGAUGGUUAAUCCUUUGGUGUCGAGCACGAGGAAGCUUUGGCAGAAAACGAAGAUCAAAAUGCUUCCCACGCCAGCCAAGUUUCAUUACAUCUUCAAUUUGCGGGAUCUCAGUAGAAUUUGGCAGGGCAUGCUCACUGUGACAUCUGAGGUAGCGACCACUCCCACAGUUUUCCUCAACCUUUGGAAGCACGAGUGUAAUAGAGUCAUUGCCGACCGCUUCACGAAUUCGCGGGAUAAAGAUUGGUUCGAAAUAGCCAUCAAACAGGUUGUGGAAGAAGACUUCGACGCGGAGACUAGCAGCCUUUUGGAGGCGGAACCUUACUUUGUAGAUUUCAUGCGAGAUGCCCCUGAACCAACUGGUGAAGAGCCCGAAGAUGCAGAUCUUGAAGCACCAAAAGUAUAUGAACCUAUCGGGACAUUCGAAAUCCUCAAGGAGCGAUUGGGAACCUUCAUGAUUGGCUAUAAUGAGGUGGUUCGUGGAGGCAAUAUGGAUCUUGUCUUCUUCAAGGACGCCAUGGUACAUCUUAUCAAGAUAUCUCGUAUCAUUCGUACCCCUCGUGGGAAUGCCCUGCUAGUGGGUGUUGGAGGUUCAGGAAAGCAAAGCUUGACACGACUCGCUUCCUUCAUCGCUGGAUACCAGAUCUUUCAAAUCACCUUGACAAGAUCCUACAAUGUCUCAAACUUGAUGGAGGAUCUCAAAGUGCUAUACAGGACUGCUGGACAUCAGGGAAAAGGAAUCACUUUUAUAUUUACAGACAACGAAAUCAAAGACGAAGGAUUUUUAGAGUACAUGAAUAACGUGAUAGCGUCAGGAGAGGUAUCCAAUCUGUUUGCUCGAGACGAGAUCGAUGAGAUCACGCAGGAUCUUAUUAGCGUAAUGAAGGCUGAGUACCCGAGGAGACCGCCAACCAAUGAAAACCUCUACGACUACUUCAUCACUCGCGUCAAGAACAACCUUCAUGUUGUACUUUGCUUUUCACCGGUUGGAGAGAAGUUCCGUAAUCGUUCACUGAAAUUUCCUGGACUGUUUAGUGGUUGCACAAUGGACUGGUUUAGCCGCUGGCCAAAAGAUGCGUUGAUCGCAGUGGCCUCGCACUUUCUGUCCUCGUUUGAAAUUGUUUGCACCGAGGAAACGAAAUACGCUGUUGUCAACACCAUGGGGGUUAUACAGGACAAUGUAGCUGAGAUGUGUGUUCAGUACUUUGAGCGAUUCCGUCGGCAAACUCACGUGACUCCCAAGUCCUAUCUGUCUUUCUUGAGCGGCUACAAAGGCAUCUACAGCGCACAGCACGAAGCCAUUGGUCUUCUUGCGCAACGCAUGAACACGGGAUUGGCAAAACUUGUUGAGGCUAGCGAGUCCGUGGCGAAGCUUUCUGAAGAGCUCGUUGUGAAGGAGAAGGAGCUGGCUGUUGCCUCAAAGAAAGCGGACGUAGUCCUUCAAGAGGUAACUGUCAGCGCCACGGCUGCCGAAAAAGUGAAGUCACAGGUGCAGAAGGUCAAAGACAAGGCUCAGGCUAUCGUGGAUGAAAUUGCGGAAGAUAAAGCAGUUGCAGAGGGAAAGCUUGAGGCUGCCAAACCAGCCUUGGAGGAGGCUGAAGCCGCCUUGCAGACCAUCAAACCCGCUCAUAUCUCCACCGUCAGAAAACUGGCCAAGCCACCUCACCUUAUCAUGCGCAUUAUGGACUGUGUGCUACUGCUUUUCAACAGGAACAUUGACACAGUAACGCCAGAUCCAGAGAGGCCUUGCUGUAAGCCGUCCUGGGGAGAAUCGCUGAAGUUGAUGAGUGGUGGAGGCUUCCUAAACACUUUGCUAACUUUUCCGAAGGAUACCAUCAAUGAAGAAACAGUCGAACUGUUGAUGCCUUACCUUGAAAUGGAAGACUACACCAUCGAAGUGGCCAAGAAAGUUUGCGGUGAUGUUGCAGGGCUUGCCUCCUGGACCAAAGCUAUGGCCUUUUUCUACACCAUUAACAAAGAAGUCCUCCCUCUAAAGGCAAAUCUCAUCAUCCAAGAAGCGCGCUUGCAGAAAGCGACAGGGGAGUUGAACGAAGCGCAGGCGCAGCUGGAUGAGAAACAGCGGGAACUGGAUCUGGUGCAGGCCAAGUACGAUCAGGCCAUGCGUGACAAACAGGCUCUAGUAGAAGAUGCAGAGGCCUGCAGGAGGAAGAUGGCCAAUGCAACGGCUUUGAUCGAUGGUUUGGGAGGCGAAAAAGUACGAUGGACUGAACAGAGCAAGAAAUUCGAUCAGCAGAUUCAUAGGUUGGUUGGCGAUGUACUGCUGGCCACUGGAUUUUUGUCGUAUUCUGGUCCGUUUAACCAGGCUUUCAGAACUCUGUUGUUGGACAACUGGAAGAAAGAAAUGAGAAAAAUGAAGAUUCCCUUCUCAGAGGAUUUGAAUCUUGUGAACAUGCUCACGGAUGCCGCUACAAUUGGCGAAUGGGCCCUUCAGGGAUUACCGAGUGAUGAGUUGUCAGUCCAGAAUGGUAUAAUUGUCACCAAGGCAGCUCGCUAUCCACUUCUUAUCGAUCCCCAGGGUCAAGGGAAGGCGUGGAUUAGGAAGAAAGAAGGACCGAAUGAAUUACAGGCCACUGCUCUCAACCACAAAUACUUCCGUACUCAUUUGGAAGAUUCAUUGUCCUUGGGAAGACCGCUGAUCAUAGAGGAUGUUGGUGAGGAACUUGAUCCGGCGCUCGAUAACGUACUGGAGAAAAACUUUAUCAAGUCUGGAAAAACGUUUAAGGUCAAAGUGGGAGACAAGGAAGUGGAUGUAAUGGAUGGCUUUCGUUUGUACAUCACCACUAAGCUUGGUAACCCCUCGUACACUCCUGAAGUUAGUGCCAAGACCUCCAUCAUCGACUUCACGGUCACUAUGAGUGGCCUGGAAGAUCAGCUUCUUGGUAGAGUGAUAUUAACAGAAAAGCAGUGGCAACACGAGGAAGCAUCCUUUACUUCUUGAUAGUCGAGAUGUCUUACGUGAACGUUAUGUACCAGACCUCUCUCAGACAGUUCCUAGGCUUGUUUGACAUUUCUAUGGCACGUUCCCAGAAGUCUCCGAUUCCUGCCAAGCGGAUCCAGAACAUAAUUGAGUACUUGACAUUUGAAGUGUUCCGUUACACGACACGUGGUUUGUACGAAGAGCAUAAGUUCCUCUUCACUCUAUUGCUCACGCUGAAAAUUGAUUUGCAAGAGAGAAAGAUUCGCCACGACGAGUUUCAAGUUCUUAUUAAAGGUGGUGCUGCACUGGAUUUGAACGCCGUGGAACCCAAACCAAAGAAGUGGAUCUUGGACAUGACUUGGUUGAAUCUUGUGGCCCUCAGUAGACUUCCUCAAUUCACUCAACUCCUGGGACAGGUGACAAAUAACGAGUCUGGUAAAGCCUGGAAGACCUGGUUUGACUCUGAAGCACCAGAAGAUGCGCCAAUACCUGAUGGCUACCAGGGCUCUCUUGACACUUUUAGGAAACUUUUGCUUAUAAGAGCCUGGUGCCCAGAUCGUACCAUAAACCAGGCUCGGCGUUAUAUCACUGAUGCCAUUGGAAAAGAGUACGCUGAAGGAGUUAUUUUGAACCUGGAAGUCAUGUGGGAGGAAAGUGACGUAAGGACACCCAUGAUUUGCUUCUUGUCGAUGGGUUCUGAUCCUACGGCGUCCAUCGAGGCUUUGGCCAAGAAGCAGAGAUUAGACUGCCGGGCCAUCUCUAUGGGACAGGGACAAGAGGUGCAUGCGCGGCGUCUAUUGGCACAGUUUAUGAACGAGGGAGGCUGGGUAGUACUUCAGAAUUGUCAUUUGGGACUCAACUUCAUGGAUGAGUUGUUAGAGACGAUUACUACAACAGAGAAUGUCAACGAAAAGUUCCGUUUGUGGAUCACGACAGAAGUUCAUCCGAAAUUCCCGAUAACUCUUCUGCAGUCCUCUAUCAAGUUUACCAAUGAACCACCUCAAGGCAUCAAGGCGGGUUUGAAGAGAACAUACGCUGGAAUCACUCAGGAUCAACUUGAUGUGACUAACAUGCCACAGUGGAAACCCAUGCUAUAUGCCACAGCCUUCCUGCACACCAUUGUUCAAGAGCGACGCAAAUUUGGUCCACUAGGAUGGAAUAUCCCGUAUGAGUUCAACUCUGCUGACUUGACGGCCUCUGUGCAAUUCAUACAAAAUCAUCUUGAUGAUAUCGAUCCAAAGGCGGUGUUUGGUCUUCACACAAAUGCUGACAUCACAUAUCAAACCAAGACUACCUCGGAUGUUUUGGAGACCAUUGUGAACAUUCAGCCAAAAGACAGCGCUGGAGGGUCUGGGGAGACACGUGAAUCACUCGUAGCGCGUCAAGCUACAGAGAUGUUGGACAAGCUGCCUGCGGAUUAUGUUCCUUUUGAGGUUAAAGCACGCCUGCAGAAAAUGGGUGCUUUGACAUCCAUGAACAUUUUCCUCCGUCAAGAAAUUGACAGAAUGCAGAGGGUCAUAACAGCUGUGAGGAACACACUGGUUGACCUUAAACUGGCCAUAGAUGGUACAAUCAUCAUGAGUGAAAACUUGAAGGACGCUUUAGAGAACAUCUAUGAUGCCCGUGUCCCUGCUCUUUGGAAAAAGAUCUCGUGGGACUCGACGACUCUUGGCUUCUGGUUUACUGAGCUGAUCGAGCGUAACAAUCAGUUCCACUCGUGGUUGUUCGAAGGCAGACCUAACGUGUUUUGGAUGACGGGAUUCUUCAACCCUCAGGGUUUUCUGACAGCAAUGAGACAAGAGAUCACGCGUGCGCACAAAGGCUGGGCACUCGAUAAUGUUGCACUUGCCAACGAUGUCACCAAGAUGAUGAAAGAAGAUGUGGGGUCAUCGCCACUUGAAGGAGUCUAUGUACAUGGUCUGUUCUUGGAUGGCGCAGGAUGGGAUCGACGAAACUGCAGGCUCACGGAGCCUCCCCCCAAAGUUUUGUUUACUGCCCUACCUGUGGUGCAUAUUUACGCAGUGAACACUGCUACCUUGCCAAGAGACUACAAAGCCAUGGAGGCACUGAAAUUUUAUGAGUGCCCUGUCUACAAGAAGCCGAGACGCACAGAUUUGACCUACAUUUUCUGCUUGAACCUGAAGACGUCACAACAUCCUGAUCACUGGAUUCUGCGAGGUGUUGCUUUGCUGUGUGACACCAAGUCAUGUUGCAUGACAUUUAUUUGCGCCCUAAUUGUAACCCCGACAUUGCGUUACAUACGAUACGUGGUUUUUGUUUUUGUAAACUUUGUAAAAUGACACAUGUUGUAAGUGUUGUUUCUGCUUUUUUAAGUUCACUGAGUUUUGGAUUUCUUUUUUUGGUAAGCUCAGUGGGAAAAAAAGUUUGUUUUAAAUAUAUUUUUGUGUUACAUUGUAAAGAUCGGUUCUGUAUUUUUUGAUGCAUACUCAAAGUGUGAUAAAGUAAUGCAUUAGUCGUCUGUUUUUCACAGCAGUUGUACGCAUUAGAUGCCUCAACUGUGCGAUGUGAGGAAGAAUGAAUUUAUUUAUAUUUAUUCAAAGAAAGUGUGAAUGACAAUAAAAUGAAGUGAAUAAACUUACCUGCCUCUUUUC